UGGUAAGCACUGCCGGGUUAAAUUUUGUCAAAAUACGCUUGUUUACAAACAAAGAUGGCGUCGCCAACUCGUAAGCCAGAAGAUUUAAGAACUAUUUUGUUGAAUAAUCAAAAUGGCGAUAAACAAACGGACCAAUCAGAGAACGCGAUGUUACGAUCCCGUAUCGAAGAGCAAGGACAACUUAUUUGUUUCCUUAAACUAAGAGCUGAUGAAAAUUUAAAUCGGACCAAGGUGUUGGAAGAAAUUAACGAGGAAUUGGAAAUCCUUAAAGAGCAAGAGAAAGAAAAGUUGAAAGAAAAAGAAAAACUUUGUAAAUUACUCGAACGGCGGUUUGAUGAACUGUCAGAGAAUCACGUCGAAAUGAUUAAAUUUAAAGAUUUUUAUAAAAAUAAUUGUCAAGAAUUAAUGAAUGAAAAUCAAAAACUUCUUCGGGAAAAUAAAGAUUUAUUUUCGGAGAGUAUCAAAGAAAAAGACGACAAAAUACUGGAAUUACAAAACGAACUAAUGGAAUCUGGUAAAGAAAUCGUUGAAUUGAAGAAUUUGUUGGAAGGGGUGGAGUCAAAGUUGCGAGGGGUGGAGUCUAACUGUCAAUCAAAAGUUGAUAAAAUUGAAAAAAAAUUAAAAGAAAGAAAAGUUCAACUCGAAUUAAAGCGAAAUGAAAAUGAGAAUUUAAAGAUAAAAACUGAAGAAACUGAAAGUAGAAGUAAAAGUGAAGUUGCAGGGUUGAAGAAAAAGAAUCAACAAUUAGUAGAUGAGGUAAUGAACCGAGGUCGAUUAUUACAAGAACGGCAAUCUGAGGUUCAAGUUUUGUCCGAAACUUUGACGAGGAAGAAUAAAGUUAUUCAGGAUAUGGAGGCCGAUUAUAAACGGAAACUUAAUCUGGCAGAUGUUAAUAUAAGGGUCCAACAAGCUGAAAAUGAACGCAACAUCGCGAUGAACGACUUGAAGAAGUUUCAGCAAAAACACGAGGCUUAUGUGAGACACGCAAAUCAACUAUUGGAGCAAGAGAAAGAUUUGAACCUUAAACUGCGUAAACAUGAUAUCAACUGUUUUAAUUAAGUUCUUAGCUACGUUGUAAAACACUGUGUUUCUAUUUUUAAUAUUUUUUAUUCGUUUUAAAUAAACUAAAGUUU
This is a messenger RNA of Ciona intestinalis (vase tunicate), 1133 nucleotides long. The record is from RefSeq and is a predicted model, not a curated record. Lineage: Eukaryota; Metazoa; Chordata; Ascidiacea; Phlebobranchia; Cionidae.